GUCAGAGGGUCGUUACCUGGUCCCGCCCACAGACCUGAGGUCAGAGGGUCAGAACUGAGUCCUGAUCCAGAUGGUGUGGUCCGUCCUCAGGUCCCUGUUGUCUCAUGAUGCUGGGACCAGGUCAGGGUCUGAUGAGGAUCAGUGAAGUGGGGAAUAGUGAGUGACUUAUGACGGAGUCUCCAAAAUGGCGAUGAUCCAUGAUGCUGCUGCGCAUGUGUGGUCUCUGGAGAGGCGUGGCUCGAGUGACGCAUCAGGAAGUGAUUCUCACGUGCGUCGGACUGUUCGGUGUGUGGAUGAUGGCCUCACUAGACGACCAGCUGUGUCUGAACAUCAGCAGCAGUUUCCCCUCGGCUCCGUCUGGCAGGAGGAAACCUCUGAGCACUCAGCAGCGAUGGGCCAGAAAGAAGCAGCGAGCGGAGGAGAGGAAGUUAAGCUCCGCCCCAGAGAAGGCGGAGCCCUCGUCCAAACAGAUGAGGCUUCAGGAAGCUGAGACCGAGGCUCCUCCCCCUGAAGACCUACUGGCUCCACCCCCUGAGCCGACAGACAGGGGUGCACAACAACAACAACAGAAGAAGAAGAAGAAGAAGAAGAAGGAUGGCGUGACGGAGGCAGGAAGGAGCAGCAUCAGGACUUCCUCUCUGUUCAAACACAACCCAGAUAUUCCUGAGAUCGUCAGUUCGACUGUUUCUCAGCUGAAGGAGAAAAUUUUCACUAGUGACUCGUUUUCAGAGCUUGAACUGCACCCCCACCUGGUGGCGACAUUGAACAAAGACCUGAAUGUUUCUACACUGACAAGUGUUCAGAAACAGACAAUCCCAGUUCUGCUGUCGGGGCGAGACGCGGUGGUUCGAUCCCAGACGGGGUCAGGUAAAACGCUGUCGUACGCCGUCCCCCUGGUCCACAGUCUUCAGCUGGUGCGGCCCAAGGUCAGCAGGUCAGACGGUCCGAUGGCCGUCAUCAUCGUCCCCACGAGAGAGCUCGCCCAGCAGACGCUGCAGAUCUUCCAGAAACUUCUGAAGCCGUUCACCUGGAUUGUCCCAGGGGUUCUGAUGGGAGGAGAGAAGAGGAAAUCAGAGAAGGCCCGGCUCCGUAAAGGAAUCAACGUCCUGGUCUCGACUCCUGGACGUCUGGUGGAUCACAUCAGAAACACGCUGAGCAUCGUGUUCAGCUCGGUGCGCUGGCUGAUCCUGGACGAGGCCGACAGGACGUUGGAUCUGGGCUUUGAGAAGGACGUGACCGUCAUCUUGAACAGUCUGAACUCUACAGGACCGAGCAGGCAGAACGUCCUGCUGUCUGCGACACUCUCACAUGGUGUGACGCACCUGGCUGAUGUUUGUCUCAACGACCCUGUCAGCAUCCACGUGUCAGGCCCCGCCUCCUCUGAGCUCACCACCAUCAACACUGGAACCUCUGACCCCAGCCCAGCCAGCCAAUCAGAGAGCUUUGCACUGCCCGAGGCCUUGCAGCAGUUUGUGGUGGUGGUUCCCAGUAAGAUCCGACUGGUGUGUCUGGCUGCAUUCAUAAUGAACAAAUGUCAGUUAUCUCAGAACAACAAACUCAUCGUCUUUGCCUCGAGCUGCGAGGUCGUGGACUUCCUCCACUGCCUCUUCACCUCCGUCCUCUCUGGGCCCUCGGCCAAUAAGAGGCCUCCGCUCAGCUUCCUGCGUCUCCACGGCAACUUGAAGCAGGAGGAACGUUCCGAGGUCUUCCAGCAGUUCUCACUGUCGAAGUCCGGAGUUCUGCUGUGUACGGAUGUAGCAGCCAGAGGUCUGGAUCUUCCUCAGGUCACUUGGAUUGUUCAGUUCACUCCUCCGUCAGCGGCGGCGGAGUACGUCCACCGUGUCGGCCGCACGGCUCGGAUAGGAGGACAAGGAAGUAGCCUCCUCUUCCUCACCCCUGCCGAGACCGCCUUCAUCGAUGAGCUGGCCAAUCACAACAUCAGCCUAUCAGAGAUGAAGCUGCUGGACAUCCUGUCCAGUCUGAUGAUGGAUGAUGCGUACAAAGGGCGGGGCAAAUACCACAGCAAGACGUCUUCUCGAGCUCUGGAGCAGGAGAUCCGAGAGCGAGCCACGGUUCUGCAGACGCACUUCGAGAACUUUGUUCACGCAGAUGCUGAGUCGCUGCAAAACGCCAAGAAAGCUCUUCAGUCCUUCCUGCGGGCCUACACCACCUACCCCGCUCACCUCAAGCACAUCUUCCACAUCCGCUCCCUCCACCUGGGACACGCCGCCAAGAGCUUCGGCCUCCGAGACGCUCCUCAGAGUCUGUGCUCGGGGGCUUCGGGCCCCCGGAACAAGAACAAGAGACAGGCGAGGAGCCCGGAGAGGAACCAGGAGAGGAACCAGAAGAAGAAGACGGGCGGCAGCGGGGCGGCAGGGCGUGCUGAGAGGAGGUUCCGUCCCGGUCAGAGGGACGUCCUUAUGCUCCACUCCGAGUUCUCCAGCGGUUUGGACGAACAAGACGCAAAGAAGAAGAAGAAGAGAAGGAAGACCAUUGGUCAGUCAGGAGAGGAGGAGGAGCUGGAGUGCCCAUGAGCAAGGGGCCAACCUUUACAGCUGACUCAUCACCGUGACAUCAUCAACCUGAGACGGAGCGGUCAGGUGUCAACAGGAAGUCAGAGUUCACACUGAAGACAAGAGACACAAUACUACACUCACACACUUCGAAAAGUCAAGCCAAAGCCUGUAUCGCCCCCUGGUGACUGACUGCGGUAUAGGUCAUAAACCUCCAUGUUAGCAGAUGGGACAUGGACCAAACUAAAAAGUAAAAGUAGAUAUUAAAUAAAUGUUUGUAAAGAUGUUUCUGUCGUUUCAGUUCUUCUCUGAUGUUUGUUCAAGUUUCUCAUCAGUUUGGUUUGAAUCAGUUAUUUGACGAGUUAAAAACCGGCAGAGACUGACUCCUGAUUGGUUGAGAACAUGAAUGGGCGGGACCUCGAUCGCCACUGUAAAUGAUGUCAUCACAACAAAUGGCAUGGUUUGUAUCUGAGAUGUUUUAGAUUCAUUUGUGUAGAAGUGGAAACGACAACUUGUCCAGUCAUCAAAUCUUCAGACACGAUUUAACAUCAAGAGUCAAACAGAACAAGAACAGAGCAAAACAUUGUAACAGAUUUUUAUUGAAAAUGUAAAAAAAAGAUUUAAUUUCAAAUGUUUUCAGAGGAAAGUUUUAAUCAAAACAUUAAAAACGUGUUGUUCAAUG
Molecule: messenger RNA, 3195 nt
Organism: Platichthys flesus (European flounder)
Lineage: Eukaryota; Metazoa; Chordata; Actinopteri; Pleuronectiformes; Pleuronectidae
Gene: ddx31
Product: DEAD (Asp-Glu-Ala-Asp) box polypeptide 31
Exons: 22
Coding region: 198-2534 (778 amino acids)
Biological process (GO): ribosome biogenesis
Cellular component (GO): nucleus
Molecular function (GO): nucleic acid binding; ATP binding
Source: RefSeq, a predicted model, not a curated record